Thalassophryne amazonica is the source of this 759-nucleotide messenger RNA. Its product is annotated as protein LBH. The transcript is spliced from 4 exons. Bases 79 to 558 code for a protein of 159 amino acids. The record is from RefSeq and is a predicted model, not a curated record. NCBI's taxonomy places the organism in Eukaryota, Metazoa, Chordata, Actinopteri, Batrachoidiformes, Batrachoididae.
CGCGCCAGAAUUUGACAAGAAGUGUGGAACAUUUGGAAUACACCGCCUGCCAUUGGGUUUUAGGUUCUUUAGGCCAGCAUGAGCUGCAUUCCUUCUUCAUACAGUAUGACCACCAUUCUUAGUCCAGUAGAGUCACAGAUGGAAGAGAAUUCAGGUCAGAGAAGAGGGAGUCGAGUCUACCAGAUUUUUCCAGAAGUCAAUACGGAUGAAGACUCAGAAACUUAUCCUGAUGACUUCAUGUACAAUAGGGAGCGUCUCCCAUCUAUUGUUGUGGAGCCCACAGAGCUCAGUGAGGAGAUCAAGGGUGAGCACUUGCUUCCUCAAGGUUACAUGGGCAACAGUGUGGAACAACAAGAUGAGGAGGACAGCACAGCUGAUCAGACAGAGGACUUAGUGGAUGGAGAGCAGCAGGAGGACACUGGGACAGAAGGCAGUCCUGUUUACAGGAAGGCUUCUAUUGGACCCUCCCAAAGUCAACUAUCUCUCUCCCGACUGACCCCACCUGCUUCUCCAACACCCCCUGACCGUGAGGCUGCCCCGCCCAGCCUGAGGAGUUGAACCAGUGCAACCAGUAUGCAUUGCCACCACAACAGAUGAAGUGUAAUUUGUGCAUCUCUGAUUAUGCCAAUAAGAGGGAAAAUCUUUUGUGAAUGUUGCUUUCACAUGUACAUAGAUUUGGACCAAAUACGGUCCAUUUACAGUUGGUCUUCAUCUUUACCUUCUUAGCAUAGCAGAUAUUGUUUAUUAACCCUCAAGUGA